AGGCCGUUGCUACAAGCUUGGUGGCUUUGAGCUGAGACUGCUGAGCGAUUUUUUUCCAGCAUUUUUGCAAGGUGGAGAGUUCACCAUGAAGAGAUACUUCUGCCCACGAAGGAUCUCACCGAAUAUCUACUCCUUUCGAAAAAUUCUCAACCUGUUUAUCCUACUGAACAUCAUAACAGUGGUAUCGAUCAUCUACUACUUGAUUAGCACGCAAACCUUCGCUCGAUAUACAGGCCGUCAUCCAUUUAAUCCAAUCAUGAAAUGCAGAAACCUCACCAACCUACAAAUGGAUCAACUUCUUAGCCUGUCUUACAAAGUUCAUCAGGUUUUGGACGAGCUGAGAGUAGAGCAUUGGCUCAUGUACGGCUCACUCCUGGGAGCCCUUCGUGGCCACGCUCCUCUUGCCUGGGACGACGACGUCGACAUCGGUUUGGACGGAGAUGGCACAUUAAAGACGCUCAGCAAAACUGCAUUCAUUGAAAAACUUAAAUCUGUUAGCGCCAAACAAAUAGAUGAUUUUAGGCCCCGAGAUGGCCUAAUUAAGAUUCACGAUGGAAACUCUGAGUUUUCCGUCGAUCUGGUGGUUUUUAACAGAUCAGGAAAAUGGAUGAAGAGACUUGGCUGGGCAACAUGGCUGUUAUAUUUUCAGUACAAUAAUUUUCACACAUUUCCAGCUAAGCUUAUUGAACAACCACUACCUAAGAUUCAAUUUGGCUUUUUUAGCAUUUCAGCGCCCAGGGGUGGAAAAGAGAUUUUGAAGUACAUCUAUCCUACUGACUGGUGGAAAGUUGUAAAGCCUCCGGGGUGUUAAUAAAUGAGAUGUCGGCUUA
Molecule: messenger RNA, 830 nt
Organism: Orbicella faveolata
Lineage: Eukaryota; Metazoa; Cnidaria; Anthozoa; Scleractinia; Merulinidae
Source: RefSeq, a predicted model, not a curated record